UUUCGACCUCAUAUUCCUAAACUCAUAAUGCACUUCUUUGGAACCGGCGCUAUUGCUUCAUUUUUGCUCUUGGCCACUGCUGCUCAAGCUGCCACUGUCUGCACUGUGAAAACUUCCAGCAAAGGUGAUGAUGCUGUUUCGAUCAAUGCUGCCUUUGAGUCUUGCAAGAACGGUGGUACUGUCGUCUUCCCUGCCGGAGCCACCUUUAACAUGAAAUCGGUUGUUUCUGCUUCUGGCCUCAAGGGUGUCACUGUAAAGUUUGACUCCACCGUCAACCUUCCUGCCUACAACACCGCAUUUGCUAAAGAAAAGGCCUACUUCUAUCUUGCCGGUGACAAGAUCACCUUUUCUGGAAAGGGUACCUUCUAUGGAAAUGGUCAGGGAUGGUACAAUGCCGCCAACAAGAAUGCACCCGUUGUUUUCAAACCUAAAGCUUCCAACUCUUACUUUGGUGGUUUCACUAUCAAGCAGGCUCCUCGCGCUCAUUUCAGUGUUAACGGAUGCAGCAACACUAUCUUUGAGAACCUGACCAUCAACACCGUUUCUUCCAAUGCUAAAUACCCUGCUAAGAACACCGAUGCCUUUGAUGUUUCUGCAUCAAGUGAUAUUACAAUCCGUAACUCCAACAUUGUCAACGGUGAUGAUUGUAUUGCUGUCAACGGCGGUGUCAACGGCUUGACCGUCUCUGGCCUUACUUGUACUGGUAGUCACGGUUUCAGUGUUGGUUCCCUUGGCAAGGAUGGCAAGACUGAUGUUGUGUCUAACUUGAAGUUCUUGAACAACAAGUGUAUCGAUUGUCAGAAUGGUGUCAGAAUCAAGACCUGGCCUGGAGGAAAAGGCAGCGUUACUGGAAUUACCUUUGAUAACAUCAACCUUCAGAAUGCCGAGAACCCCAUCUUGAUUACCACCCAUUACUGCGAUAACCAGAAGUCUUCCAGCUGCACCGGAAAUGAUGCUACUUCUUUGAGCAUCAGCGAUGUCACCAUCAACAACGUCUAUGGUACUGUAUCCUCUUCCAAGAAGAAGUCCAUCUUAAGCAUUGACUGCUCUACUGGAACUCCUUGCAAGAAUUUCAACCUUUCCAACAUCAAGAUCACUGCUGCUUCUAACACCCCUAAGAACGUAUGCAAGAACCUUUCUGGCUCUAGCUCUAUCUCUUACUGCAAGUAAAAAAAAUAGACUUCAUUCUCUAUACCCGUUAUAAGUAGCGUUUAAAUUAUUAUCAUUAUUCUGUCUCUUUUUAAGAUUAUUAAAAAGAAUAAAAUAAAAUAUAUACAUUUUUAGCAUG
Messenger RNA from Phycomyces blakesleeanus NRRL 1555(-), 1288 nucleotides. Its product is annotated as glycoside hydrolase family 28 protein. Lineage: Eukaryota; Fungi; Mucoromycota; Mucoromycetes; Mucorales; Phycomycetaceae. The record is from RefSeq and is a predicted model, not a curated record. Gene Ontology annotation, biological process: carbohydrate metabolic process. The transcript has 3 exons. Bases 28 to 1170 code for a protein of 380 amino acids. Gene Ontology annotation, molecular function: polygalacturonase activity.